AUGUUUCUUGGCUCGUUUUUCUUGUCAUCCUUGCUGAACAAGGAGAUCAAAUAUAAUAGUGCUAACUAUGAUUUUUCAAAUAAUAUACUCCAUAUAUUUGGAGAUGGCUCAGUUGAUGCUGAAGCAACAAAAGAAUAUAAAUCUAAAACAAACGAGGUAUAUAUCAAUGAGUCAGUAGAGGAAAUUGGCGAUUCAGCAUUCAAAGACUUCGUCAACCUUCAGAAAGUUGAAAUAACUUCAACAAUGAAAAUAAUUAAUUCUUAUGCGUUUUCUGGAUGCAAUAAUUUAGUAACUAUUACAAUUCCAGAUACAGUUACUGAAUUUGGUGAUAGCAUUCUUGAAUGA
This is a messenger RNA of Trichomonas vaginalis G3, 345 nucleotides long. RefSeq names its product ribonuclease inhibitor domain-containing protein. The record is from RefSeq and is a predicted model, not a curated record. The transcript has a single exon. NCBI's taxonomy places the organism in Eukaryota, Parabasalia, Trichomonadida, Trichomonadidae. Bases 1 to 345 code for a protein of 114 amino acids.